AUGCUGCCUCUUCCUUUGCCUGUGCUUACAAUUUACGUAUAUAAAUCAGAUGAAUUUGAAAAGACACUUGAUUUGGCAAAUGAAACAUCCGGUUAUGCAUUAACAGGAGCAAUUUUUGCACAAGAUCGUUCAGUAAUUGUGAAGGCAGAAAACAAAUUACGAUACGCAUCUGGUAAUUUCUAUAUUAAUGAUAAAUCUACUGGUGCUAUAGUAGGUCAACAACCUUUUGGUGGCGCACGUGCAUCUGGAACAAAUGAUAAAGCCGGAAGUCAUACUUUGUUGUAUCGAUUUCUUUCAAUGCGUACUAUCAAAGAAAAUUUCAUCAAUAUUGAAGAUUUUACUUACCCAUCAAAUCUUACUUGA
Molecule: messenger RNA, 363 nt
Organism: Entrophospora sp. SA101
Lineage: Eukaryota; Fungi; Glomeromycota; Glomeromycetes; Entrophosporales; Entrophosporaceae
Source: the annotation of a GenBank genome assembly